Molecule: messenger RNA, 1536 nt
Organism: Morchella importuna
Lineage: Eukaryota; Fungi; Ascomycota; Pezizomycetes; Pezizales; Morchellaceae
Exons: 2
Coding region: 1-1536 (511 amino acids)
Molecular function (GO): protein binding
Source: RefSeq, a predicted model, not a curated record
AUGCUUGAUUGGCUUUACGAUUCUCUGCUUGCCGACCCAGUCGAAGAACGAAGAAAGAUCAGAGAGACGAUCCUCGUCACGGCGGCUGCUAUCGAUUACCCUCAAAACCAAAAAACCAAUCACGACUGGAUGUUCGAAAAACAGAUUUACACAACAAUACUGUGGAUUUACAGAAUGAUCAAUAGUUAUUAUGUCCUCGGUGAGAAUACCAUGCAGCUUGAGAUAGUGGCUGCCAUAUGCAAAAUUUGCAUUGUUCUAUCAGCUCAUGGCGAGUUUGGAUACUACAAUCCUGAGGAUAUGUUUUUGCGUCUUAUUGGAGAAUAUGAGAAGGUACAUGGGAGAUGGUGUCUACAGGCUAUGGAUGUUGCAACCCAUCUGGGCAAACAUUACAUCGACAGAGGAGAGUACAAAAAAGCCUUGGUAUUGUACGAAACGUCAUUGGAACAAUUUGAAAAAAGAUGCGGAAAGAAUAGUGUCAUUUCUAUGCGAGCGGCGGAUCAAAUCGGAGUUGCCUAUCGGAACAUGAGGCUUUACGACAAGGCCUUUGAAUAUGCCAAACGCGCGGUGGAAGGCUAUCAAAAGUCUUUAGGGAUGGAAGAUUUUGAGACAUUGAUGGCGACCAACAACAUGUCUCUGGCAUACAUGAAUCUAAAGAGAUAUGACGAGGCCUUGGAAUCCAACGCUAUUGUGGUCGCUGGUCUUAAAGAGAAUUUCUGGAACUGCCCUUCUGUAAUUACACGUGCUAUUCGAGAUACGGCUACGAUCCAUCAGAAAAGUGGAAACCUCGAAAAACGUAUCGAAUGCCUCAGAAAUCAUAUGGCAGAAUCUUGCAAGAUUGCAGGAUAUGGUAUGGGUCCAGAGACUUUUGAGAGUGCAUUCGCAAUAGCUCAUGCCUGUAUUCCCGAAAAAAUCGACACGCCAGCAGCCCUCGAACAGUUCCGCUUGGCUUUUAAGAUGGUUAAAGACGCAGCACCUUUUUAUAAGGAAAGCAGAAGCUUGUGUCACCCCGAAUGUUUCGAAGUGAUGGACACACUGAUUACUUGCUGGAUCUACCAGGGCGAAAUUGAGACGGCAACGGGGAGCCACAUUUCGAACCUAGAAUAUAGGCAACGGAGUCUAGCAGCGGGCCAUAUUUCAAUAGCUCAAGGCCAUCAACAGCUGGGAUAUUUAUACACGCUCUCUAAGAGAUAUACUCUGGCUCUCGAAGAGUAUAGAAAAGCGCUUAUACUUUAUUCUGAGAAUGUGGGGCCUGAGCAUAUAUAUGUUCUCAGAGCUCGUUUUGAUACCGCUGUGUGCUAUUCAUUGCAGAGCGAUUUUGAGAAGGCCGUCGAGGAAUAUUCAGCUGUGCUAGUCACUAUGGAAAGGGUGUUAGGCAAAGAGCACAGUCUGGUCCUGGUAACUACAAAAAUUCUCAAAGAGAUGGAGGAAAAUAAGGACUUCGAGAUCGAGGGGCUGGCACAAUUUGGUUUAUUCCAGGGCUCAUCGCAAUAUUACGGACCAGUCAGACUAAAGACCACGGCCGUCUUUGGUGCAUGA